Messenger RNA from Penicillium vulpinum, 2067 nucleotides. It is a transcript of the gene znfA, whose product is annotated as putative C2H2 finger domain protein. NCBI's taxonomy places the organism in Eukaryota, Fungi, Ascomycota, Eurotiomycetes, Eurotiales, Aspergillaceae. The record is from RefSeq and is a predicted model, not a curated record. Bases 1 to 2067 code for a protein of 688 amino acids. The transcript is spliced from 3 exons.
AUGCCCGAGCUGGCACUCUCAUCUCACGGCCCGUUACCUAUAGCUUCACGAACUAGAACUACCAUGAACCCCGCUCCUCCACCACUUCCACCGCCAUCUCGAAUUCGCGGAUUGGAGAUGGGCUAUGACGCAGCCUGGGAACACGCAAAUCCACGAACUCCGACUUCUCUUCCGCCUAUCAAGCCGAACUCAAGUUUGUUUGGAGGUCAUCGGCGGCAGGAAACCGCCUCACCGGGUGAUCCAAUGCAGAUAGACGAUUUAGACGGGAGACAGGGAGCUCCUGUCUCGCGCAGCCCCGAAACUCAUAUCCAGAUCCAGCCACCUCUGCCAGCUCUAGACGGAUUUCCAAAUUCCAUGUCGGUCAUCUCGAACCCGGCGGGUCCAAUAUUGAUCCUUGCUAACACGUUUGAUAGCUUGAGUGCCGAGCCCAAAUUUUCACUACGAAGUGUCACAGAUUCAUCAAAUGCAUACGAUAAGCACCUAUUAUCCAAAAUCGGAAAACCGCAAAUAGCAAAGCCUCCGUCCCCAGGGGGAUCUAUCAGUCUCGGAACAGACAACCGGAAUUCGCUACCAGUGCUCACCGUUCCGUCACGAAGCUCAAGCACUCUGCCAUCACCCGGGCCUUCAGAAGGGUCAACACUGGAUGUGAAAUGGCACAACAGUCCUCAGUCCGGGGGUGUUUCUCCCAGGACAAAAGUCAACUGGAGAGAGUAUGCUGAAGGCCGAAGCCCAAGCGUGGAGAGCAAUGCACCAUCAUCAGCACUGGAUUACGACCAAGGAUAUGUGCGGGAUACGAGCAGACGCCGCUAUCGUGGAACAACGCCACAGCGAGAAGAUAGCAUCAGUCUACCGAGCCGAUCGAACCGCGGAAGCUACGACCAGGGCGUGUUUUCAGAUAUCGAGGGAGAAUUUUCGGCUGAUGAGCCGGCACCCCCGCGACAUUUCAUUGUUCGGGGGCCUACUCCGCCAUAUCCGGAUUCGAGACACGGCAUGAAACGACGGGCAUCCUCGCCUCCGCGCGAGCCAAUGAGCGAAGAUAGACAUACAUUACACGUUGCUACAAGCAACGGAGAUUUGUCACAACGGAGACUUGGUGGUCAUCCGUUUGCUAACACACUGUCGGUCAACCCCAAUUACGCCCCGAGUCAACGAACCCUCUCAGCUGGCUCGUCCUUGAGUAUCCGGACCUCGGGCUCGUAUUCGUCUACGCUGUCUAUUGGAGGUAGCAGUAUGACUAGCCUUUCUCCGUACGAUCGUCCAUCUCCAGGUGGCUUUUCACCAAGCUCGGAUCUCGAUACUUUUCAUGAAAAAUCAAUUCUCAACCCCAGUCCCCCUGCGACGGUAUGUCAGGCUACCCUUCCCAGAAUCCCAGGGCCUGCAUCCUUAGAACCGCCCGCGACAGACGCUACUGGAAAGAUGUCUGUGCCGACGACCAUUAUAAAUGUACCAAAGCCAGCCGCACCAAAAAUCGGCGGGCUUUUCAUCUGCGAUUGUUGUCCAAAGAAGCCCAAGAAAUUCGACAACCGAGAGGGCCUACGUGCACACGAGAUGGAGAAACAGUACGCAUGCGCCUACUGCAACCACCGCUUCAAGAACAAAAACGAAGCCGAGCGCCACCAAAACUCCCUCCACCUCCGCCGCCAUUCAUGGUCCUGCGCCGCGCUCAUGAGUUUCCAAGCAGCAUUCCACGCGUCAGGCACACCGUCCUGCCAGACAACCACUGGACCUACCCAUGACACGUGCGGGUACUGCGGGGAAGAAUUCCCGAAUUUCCCCCAGGCAGACUGGGACCAGCGAUUCGAGCACUUGACCACGGUGCACAAAUUCGGCGAGUGCAACAACGCCAAGAAAUUCUUCCGCGCAGACCACUUCCGCCAGCAUCUGAAGCAUAGCCAUGCUGGCACCAGUGGGAAGUGGACUAAUAUUUUGGAAAAUGCUUGCAUGAAAGAAGAGCAGCCGCCGGAGCCUCGCGAGCCUCGCGGGCCUAGGGAUAGAGCUGCUUCGGGCUCCCAGCCUGCGGGCUCAUUGACGUCCAAUUCCAUCUCGGAAGUUCUUAGCGAGCAAUGA